GGCUUACGGAAGCCCGCGCUUGGGUUGCGUUGCAGUGCGUUGCUGCCGUAGCAUCCUAGCGGUUGGACUCAAACGCGGAGGCCCGGGACUGACGCUGGUUGAACGGGUCGGCAGACAGCCCUUGGGCGAAGCGGCCCAAAACUGAUCGAAAGCAUGGAUUUUACAGAGGCUUACUCAGACACAUGCUCUGCAGUUGGACUUGCUGCCAGAGAAGGCAAUGUGAAAAUUUUAAGGAAACUGCUCAAGAAAGGUGGAAGUGUGGAUGUCGCUGAUAACAGGGGGUGGAUGCCAAUUCAUGAAGCAGCCUAUCACAAUGCUGCAGAGUGUUUGCAGAUGCUAAUUCACGCAGAUUCAUCUGAAAACUAUAUUAAGACAAAGACUUUUGAGGGCUUCUGUGCAUUACAUCUUGCUGUGAGUCAAGGACAUUGGAAAAUCACACAGAUUCUAUUGGAAGCUGGAGCAGAUCCUAAUGCAACCACUUUAGAAGAAACCACACCAUUGUUUUUAGCUGUUGAAAGUGGAAAGAUAGAUGUGUUGAAGCUGUUGCUUCAACAUGGAGCAAAUGUCAACGGACCCCAUUCUAUGUGUGGAUGGAAUUCCUUGCACCAGGCUUCUUUCCAGGGAAAUGCUGAGACCAUAAAACUGCUUCUUAAACAAGGAGCAGACAGAGAAUGCCAAGAUGACUUUGGAAUCACACCUCUGUUUGUGGCUGCUCAGUAUGGGAAGCUGGAGAGCUUGAACAUACUUAUUUCAUCUGGUGCAAAUGUCAAUUGCCAAGCCUUGGAUAAAGCUACUCCUUUGUUUAUUGCUGCACAAGAGGGCCACACAGAGUGUGUGGAGCUUCUGCUGUCCAGUGGGGCAGAUCCGGAUCUUUAUUGUAAUGAAGACAAUUGGCAGUUACCCAUUCAUGCUGCUGCACAAAUGGGCCAUGCAAAGACCUUGGACUUGUUAAUACCACUUACUAACCGGGCUUGUGACACUGGACCAGACAAAGUGAGCCCUGUUUACUCUGCAGUGUUUGGAGGACGGGAAGAGUGCUUGGAAAUGUUACUGCAGAAUGGCUAUAGCCCGGAUGCACAAAUGUGCCUGGUGUUUGGAUUCAGUUCCCCUCUGUGCAUGGCUUUCCAAAAGGACUGUGAGUUCUCUGGAAUUGUGAAUAUUCUUUUGAAGUACGGAGCCCAGUUAAAUGAACUUCACUUGGCAUACUGCCUCAAGUAUGAGAAGUUUCCAAUGUUCUGCCGUUUUUUGAAGAAAGGUUGCCUGAUGGUACCUUGGAAUCAUACAUCUGAAUUUGUAAGUUAUGCAGUUAAAGCACAAGCAAAAUAUAAGGCAUGGUUACCACAUCUCCUGCUUGCUGGAUUUGACCCAUUGAUUCUGCUGUGCAGCAGCUCUUGGGUUGAUUCAGUCAGUGACGACAUCCUUAUCUUUACUUUGGAAUUUUCUAAUUGGAAGAGACUUCCUUCAGCAGUUGAAAAGAUGCUCUCUGUCCGUGCAAACUCCUCCCGGGCUCUUCAGCAGCAUAUGGCCUCUGUUCCAAGCCUAAGCCAUCUUUGUCGUUUGGAGAUUCGGGCCAGUCUAAAAGCAGAGCGCCUUCAUUCUGCCAUCUUCAUCCAUCAGCUGCCACUUCCCAGAAGUCUGCAGAGCUAUUUGCUCUAUGAAGACGUUUUGAGAAUGAAUGAGAUUCUAGAACCAGCAGCUAAUCAUGAUGGAGCAAUCAGCGAGGCCACCUGACACAGGUCUUUUAAUUCUGUUUAGUCACAAAAGAUGGCUUGUGUGGUUGUUUGGAUUUGGGGAAAUAGGAAGUGUAAAUGUUUACAGCUGGGUUUCCCAGUGUGCCUCUUUCCCAACGCUGUGACCCUUGUUCGUCUUGCCUUACUCAAUUUUAUUUCCAGUGUACUUUGUUGUGUACCAUUUGUUUACCUGACCAUUUUCUAUAUUAUUUUGCAAAUAAACUGUGACACUGCUGUGGUGCUGGAUGUGACAUCUUUCUACUUAGGAUUCAUGUUCACCUGUGCUAGAAGAUAAGGAUAGAAUCCAUAAACUUCUCAGGAAGAAUUUAUAACAUCUGUGCUUUUGAAUUAUAUACCAUUGUUAUUAUUUUAUUUAGGGAUGAGUAUCUUUAAUGUUAAUAAAGAGGAAAUUUUCCUCCAUGUUAUAAUCUGUUCUCAUUUCUAAUUCAAACAUUUUUAUGAGGUGUUGAUACUCUUGCAUUUUCACAUGUAAAUCCAGGGGUAACUUUUUUUUUUAAGAACAUAAAAAGUCAGUCACAUUGUUGAUCUCUCAUCUCCUAGGUUCAUUCUUUCUUUAUACUUUUUGGCAAAAGACGCCCCAUUUUUAGUUUGCAAAGACAAGAACACAUCUAAACUCAAAGGCAUACACAGCAUAAACAACUUUACGUCAUCUUUAGAAGUAUUUUACUACACUUAGAAUAUUAAUAAAGAAACCUGAAAGGGCAUUCAUACAACACUAUCUAUAGAGAAAGAAUGCUGUACAUUUUGGUAAUUUAAUGCUAAUUAUAAUAGCCAGGCUUCAUUCAGCUCCAGAAUAAGAGAGCAACUUUGUUCCUGUUAGUCACCAAUAGUCAACUAUAUCACAUUAAUAUAAUGCUUUUCUUGCUUAAUAUCUGGAUGUGUUUUUAGAUCAUGGUUGAAAUAAGGACCUCAGAAUACUGCCUUGUGAAUUUUUACAACUGUUUUAUCUAAACCUCGAGUCAAGAAAAAUCAAACAUGAUCAAAUGAGUUAUCUAGUGGUUUGUAAAUUAGCCUUAAGAAGAAGGUACUAGGGUGUUAUUGUCAUGAUAGGCUGGUUUCUACAGGAGACAAGCCUUCAUCUCUUGCCCGAAACCUGUGAUUGGGUAGAUCAGCGGGGCCCAUCUCUGAUAGGCUCUUGAAAGAAGCAUAAAAAGAUGGACGUCAUGAUGACUGACUGGGAAGACAAGCUCUUCUUUACACUCAAGUCUAGUUUGGUGAGGAUAUAAAGUUAGGUAUUGAAAACCAGGCAGAAAUUCUGAUAGUUCUGUUUAAUAAAGAUAUUCCAGAAUUUUAAAAUUUUAUUUUUAAAAGGUAUUCCAGAAUUUUACAAUUUUAUUUUUGAAGUAAAACGACUUUUAUUUUUCAAACUUUGUAUCGGGUUUUGUUUUUGUUUAUAGACAAGUGUAUGUAGAAUGCUUUAAAAGAAUGUAUCUUUUAAUGUAUUUUGUUUUUGUGUCCAAAUGUAUUAUAAAACCCUUCUUUCCCAUAAGUUAUCAUUGUGGUCUUAUUUUUGAAGGCCUGAAAGUCAAUACAGACAGUCCCUGGCUGGUGAGGUUCUUACUCUACAGUAGUGAAGAGGCGACAAGCGUCUUAGGAGCUGCACUCUGAAGCUCUGUCUUCUCCCAGGCUAGCAAUGCACAGAGUGAGAUUCUCCUGGAUUCUGAGUCCUGCCAGCUGUGAGGACAGGAGGGCAACUGUAGAGGCCCGAGUGCUCACAGCUAAGUACUGGAGAAACCAAGAAAGUUAAACACAUUGGCUUAUCUCUUCAGUGGAUGGAUGCGUAUGCCUGGUUUUCCAGGCACAUAUAAUUGUGUCAGGAGUUACAUGUGGGUAAAGCUGAGACCAGGAGGUCUAUUACUUAGGUCUUCGUAUAGCUUGAGGCAGUUAUUUGAAAACUCCUGCAUUCUGAUGAGAGCCCGUGGAGACCUCAGGCAUCUCAGGAACACAUUCCCUUGGGAGGAAGCUGUGUUUUUAGUUAAAUACGGUCAUAUUUGACAACUUGUACAAGCUGUCAUAAUAGUUAUAUAAGCAUGCCCUUUUUUUUUUCUUUUUUUGGUUUGUUUUCUCUUUUUCUCUCACCUUCAAGGCCCAAUUGCUGGGUUUUUGCUUUUGUCUUUUCUUCUUAAUCUAUUUUUCAUUGUUACUGCUUUAUUAAAUGACAAAUGAUCAUUGGCACAUAAUGCCUUGCAGCAAAUAAACGAUGAUUUUGUCUAAUAAAAUCCUGCCAUUUUAAUUAAAUGGAACUGAUUGUGCAUGCUUUUUUUUUUCUGUGACAUAUGGUACAGCCUCUACUGCAUUAACAUCAGUAGUUCACAAUGAGGUCAGCAUGUUAUAUUUUUAAUGAAGAAUUACUUUGAAUAAAUUGGGUGUCAAUUUUAAGUGAUCUUGUAGAGUUGCUUUGGUGAAUAAAAUGUUAAUUGAAGGACAUUUUUU
This is a messenger RNA of Arvicanthis niloticus (Nile rat), 4184 nucleotides long. It is a transcript of the gene Asb3, whose product is annotated as ankyrin repeat and SOCS box containing 3. Gene Ontology annotation, molecular function: protein binding. The record is from RefSeq and is a predicted model, not a curated record. Gene Ontology annotation, cellular component: cytoplasm. NCBI's taxonomy places the organism in Eukaryota, Metazoa, Chordata, Mammalia, Rodentia, Muridae. Gene Ontology annotation, biological process: intracellular signal transduction.